This is a messenger RNA of Epinephelus fuscoguttatus (brown-marbled grouper), 1791 nucleotides long. RefSeq names its product gamma-aminobutyric acid type A receptor subunit rho3a (gene gabrr3a). The record is from RefSeq and is a predicted model, not a curated record. The coding region runs from base 1 to 1410 and encodes 469 amino acids. Lineage: Eukaryota; Metazoa; Chordata; Actinopteri; Perciformes; Serranidae. The transcript has 9 exons. Gene Ontology annotation, molecular function: neurotransmitter receptor activity; GABA-A receptor activity; extracellular ligand-gated monoatomic ion channel activity. Gene Ontology annotation, biological process: nervous system process; signal transduction; regulation of membrane potential. Gene Ontology annotation, cellular component: neuron projection; GABA-A receptor complex; synapse.
AUGAGAGUGGCCCUCCUGGCCUUUAGACUGAUGUGCUUGGCCUGGUUGUGGCCCGUCACCUACAACAGCAGCCAUUUCCCGAAGAGGAGACACAAGGAGCAGUACGGGGAGAACACCAAACAGAAGCACGGAGGACGAGUGGAUCUUAAGAUGAAAAAGUUGGACAGCACCAAGUCUCUGCUAAUUAAAUCUGAGCAGCUGCUUCGGAUUGAAGACCAUGACUUUGCCAUGCGGCCUGGCUUUGGAGGUUCGGCUAUCCCUGUCGGCAUCGAUGUCCAGGUGGAGAGCAUUGACAGUAUAUCUGAAGUCAACAUGGACUUCACCAUGACUUUGUACCUGAGGCAUUACUGGCAGGACGACCGCCUGGCCUUCCCCUCCAGCAGCAACAAGAGUCGCACCUUCGAUGCACGUCUUGUGAAGAAGAUUUGGGUUCCAGACGUGUUCUUUGUCCACUCUAAGCGUUCUUUUAUCCAUGACACAACAAUGGAGAACAUCAUGUUGAGGGUUUUUCCUGAUGGCAAUAUCCUCUACAGUGUCAGGAUCACUGUGACUGCUCUUUGCUCAAUGGACUUCAGUAGUUUCCCUCUGGACACACAGAAUUGCUCUCUGGAGCUGGAGAGCUAUGCUUACAAUGAGAACGACCUAAUGCUCUACUGGAAGAAUGGGAACGAUUCAUUAAGGACUGAUGAGAUCGUGCUCUCUCAGUUUUUUAUUGAAGACUUCCAGCCUUCCUUUGGGCUUGCCUUCUACAGCAGUACUGGUUGGUACAAUCGGCUCUACAUAAACUUCAUUCUCAGGAGGCAUAUCUUCUUCUUCAUGCUUCAGACGUACUUUCCCACCAUGCUGAUGGUGAUGCUGUCCUGGGUGUCUUUCUGGAUUGACAGGAGGGCCGUACCUGCCCGUGUUUCUCUGGGCAUCACCACGGUUCUGACAAUGUCCACCAUCAUCACCGGUGUCUCAGCCUCUAUGCCGCAGGUGUCUUACGUCAAAGCCGUAGACAUCUACUUGUGGGCAAGCUUCCUGUUUGUCUUCCUGUCUGUCAUUGAGUAUGCCGCUGUCAACUAUUUCACCACAGUGGAGGAGAUGAAGAAGCUCAAGAGGGCAAAGAUCCCCAGCUCUUUCAACGCCACGCAAGCUAUGGCGUUCGAUGGCUGUUUCCAUGACAAUGAGAUUGACCUGACUUCUUUGCCAGAGGUCUCCAGCACCCCAAACACAGAGAGGAACACCCAGUCUCGAAACUCUACUGUCUCCGGACCCACAGAAGGAACCAGGCUGCGCCGCAAGCACCCUUUAAAACAAAACCUCAGCUUCAUUAGGAGCAACAGCUACAUGAUCGACUCCUACUCCAGAGUUAUAUUUCCCCUGGCCUACCUGCUCUUCAACAUCAUUUACUGGAGUCUGUAUGCAUAGUGCAUGAACUAUGCAGCACAAUGAACAGUAUUUCUCUUUGACUAUUUUCACCAUUAUACAGUGUAACACCCGCAGGCUGCAACAAGCUGACUUAUAAUACUCUGUUCUGCUAUGACCUCAAGUUUGCACAGUGUCUGCUGAUGAGCAUAGAUAUCUCACACGAUGUCUUCUACUCAAGGAAUGUCCAGUUGUAACUUGGAGAAAAUCUGAGAUCAGCUGAUGCACUGAAUGGCUGUUAUUUUUGCAGAUGUUUACGUAUGUUUCUGGCAUGCCUGUUUUAUAAGAGAAAAGGUUUUAUUCAAACAAAUAUAUUUAUUUUGUUUCUUGAUUAGACACAAAACAUCAAACUGUAUAAUUACUGUACAUUGUCUUAAAAAAUAA